Daphnia carinata is the source of this 2132-nucleotide messenger RNA. RefSeq lists its product as uncharacterized. The record is from RefSeq and is a predicted model, not a curated record. Lineage: Eukaryota; Metazoa; Arthropoda; Branchiopoda; Diplostraca; Daphniidae. The transcript has 5 exons. Bases 459 to 1592 code for a protein of 377 amino acids.
CUCGUAUUUUUGCACCAAUCCACCCAAGUGGUAGCACAUGACGACUUCAGGGACAUUGCCUUUAAAACGAAAAUUAUUGUUAUUAGUUAUCGACCCUCGUGACACCCACAGGCCACCAGGGAUGUUGUUUUCAUUUGUUUCUAUGAGUGAAUUGCGCCGAGUCCAAGGCGGGGACUACGAACAGCGCAAUCGCCCUGGAACUCCCCAGUUUUUUCAGUAACCUCUAAGAGAGGGAACUUCAGUGACUGAAUACCACAACAUCUCCACAGUCGGUAAACUCGUGUUGCAUGGGCUGUGAAGGACAAACGCGUCGCCGAUCUGUUUGUGCUAUUGUUCCUGGAUUGAAUUCCAUCAUUAUUAGCUGCACCUACGUCAUGACUCAUCACCAUCGCCGUCAGCUGGACAGUUGAGGGGUUGGGAGGGGAACAUAAGCCGAUUUUGAAGUGUAAUUGCUAUUCAUGGCUUCGGACGGAUUGAACUCUACAGGCGCCAGUGGAGUCAAUAACGGAAUGAAUAGCCCUCGUAUUCAAGUGAGCUUACCGACCAAUUUAAAAAUGCCACCGCGUUCACCGAGUCGUGAAUCGGUUGCCACCGAAAUGUCCGUCUCAAGCAGCUACCUGUCCGAAUGCGGAUGGCAGAACAAAUUACCGGCACAUCUGAGCUUCCUGAAAGCCGUCCCAGAAAACCAGCAAUUAUCAGCGUAUCUAACACCGAAUCGCGGCCCAAGUCCGAUACCCGGCAGUGGUGGUGGACGCUUUCUUCGAGUGCCCGGCGCCUCUUCCGUCGGAGGGCGAUCCAUGGACGGUGGCCUUGGCAUCGGUUGGUGGGAAGAGGAAACGGAUCUCAACGUCAUCAAAAGUUGCGCCGCCCUAUCCAAAGCCCUCGGACUCCAAAAGAGUUUCAGCACCGGCGACAUCGUCUCCCUCGACGACUCUGGAUCGCCUGCCCACAACAAUGGUGGAGCGUUGAGGGCGUGUGUGUCGGAAGUGGCCAUGGGCGGGAUUCAACAACAAUACGAGCGAAUGCAUCCUGUUUUCGGAAUGGGCUCCCGCUCUUUAUCGACUUGGGUGGCGGUGGGAGAUGGCGCAGCCAUUCAGAUCUCAUCGCAGCUUCCCUCUCCCCAAGGCCGUCCCACUUCUGUUCACGUUGACGCCAGCAAAGCCGAUGCGGCGGCUUUCUGCGGUGGAGUCACAUUCACACCGGCCGACCUUAUUCUCAAUUUAAACAAGCGUGUGAGACAAUGUUACAUCCGACGGAGGCUCCUAACUACUUACAAAGCGCUGGAACGUUUGUCGCAAAGUCAAUUUAACUUGGACCAGAUUGCCGCCGUUGCCGAAGCUGCCGGCCAGGUAGAUUCCGUGCAGUCGGAACUGUCACAACAGCAGCUUUUCGCUACCGGCGAUGAAGCGUUGAGUGCCAAAGCCGGGCCUGGUGGCCAUUCUUCCCCGCUGGAUGCGACGUGGAUCAAGAGCGCCCUUACUCUCAAUGACGUCGAACGUGAUCAGGGUCGGCCACUGUCCAAAUAUAUGAGAAAUAUGAUGAUUUUCAACUGGCUACAUACAUUAGAGGACAGCCCAACUGAAAUGCUCUAACCAUGCAUCAAUCAACGAGCUAGAACGACGAAUACCAACAAACAAUGGUCAGGCCUCUUGGAAAAAAAGAAGAGAACUUCAUUCCAGUUGGAUGUAGAGAUGGACGAUGCGAGAUCCUAUUCCUCCUAUUGCGACGGACAAAUAAAACGAACAUGACGGUAUUUCAUUCAGCGAAUGAUUUAUUUUCAUAUACUGUAUGUUGCACUUACUUGUGUGUCUACUUUUCCAUUUCACGAUUUCUUCUUCUUCUUUAUAAACGAACCGCAUUGUUCGAUUAAAAUAUAUAUAACACUCAUUUUCGGCUUUCAGGGCCUGUGGCUUAUUCUACUACGAUUUUAUUGUCUGUAUCUUUGUUUUUUUGACGUUAUUUAAUUUCUGUUUUCUAAAUUCGAGCAGCAGCAGAAGUCGAAACAAGUCUGAAAAAGAAGUUAAACUUUAGGGUAAGAACGUGAAAGGACUGUCAUUUCUGCGAAUGCUCUUUAAAACGCUACUUGAAAAUGAUCUGCAAAAUUACUCGACCAAUACAAGCUGAGAAUUCAA